Molecule: messenger RNA, 408 nt
Organism: Loa loa (African eye worm)
Lineage: Eukaryota; Metazoa; Nematoda; Chromadorea; Rhabditida; Onchocercidae
Exons: 3
Coding region: 1-408 (135 amino acids)
Source: RefSeq, a predicted model, not a curated record
AUGAUCAAGAAAUUUUGCAUGCUAGCGAAAGGAACUGUUUGUUUCAUGUACUAUGCGUUUUGCAUAAAAUCGAAUCAUUUCCUCGUGAAGCACCGUGCUACCAGAGAGAAGUUAGAAUAUGUGCGAAAAUUACCGACCGGCUGCUAUUUACAACAGCUUUAUUUAGUGACAACAGAUCUAGGAGAAUGUGAUACCAGCUCUGAGGUAGGUAUUGUGCAUCUUGACCGAAUAUGCAUAUGCUCCCUUGUGAAUACCAGUCUUAGACUGUGUAUGAUUGGUUCUGUUAAAGUAGUGAAGGAGGAGGAUUCAUAUUUCGUUGAUUUACAAAAAGAUCAGAUUAGUCAGAUAUCAGAUAUUGCAAGACCAACCACUUGGAAUGACAGCACUCGUUCAAAUGGCGACCAGUGA